AUGUACGAAACGUUUAGCCCGGCAGCAAUGAAAGACCCCUCUGUGCAGAAGAAAGCGGCCGAGUCCGACGCGCCGGCGCCGGGUUUCGACGCGGAAGACAGCUCCAUUAGCUCGGCCAAGGAUAUCUUGGAGAAUGAGGGCGAGGAUCCCGUGCUUGCCAGGAAAAUGCACCUCGUCAAUGACGCGAACGACGAAAUCGGCUGGACUCCCUUCCACUGGAAGCUAUUCGUGCUCAACGGCUUCGGUUAUGCUGUCGACUCUCUGAUUGCGCUGGUUCAGUCGGUGACUAACACCGGCGCAUUCCUCGAACUCGCUUCACCUUCGUCAUACGCAAACACCGGUACCAUCUCGCUAUACGUCGGACUGCUAAUCGGAGCAUUAUUCUGGGGGUUCGGCGCCGACAUUAUUGGCAGGAGAAUUGCCUUCAACGUUACACUGCUCAUUACGUCCCUUGCGACCAUCGUCUCCGGCGCGAGUCCCAAUCUCCCCGCCUGGGGCUUUUUCAUCGCCCUUUCAGCCUUUGGAGCCGGCGGAAAUCUGGUCCUUGACCCGACAGUCUUUCUCGAGUUCCUUCCGAGCAACAAGCAGUGGACUGUGACAGCGCUGGCCCUUUGGUGGGGAUUAGGACAGGCCGUGACGGGCUUCAUUGCGUGGGGAUUCUUGACCCAGGAACGAUGGAAUUGUACUGAAGGUCAGACUUGCAACUGGUCAAACAAUGCCGGUUGGAGAUACGUCUCGUUCACAGCAGGAGCAUUCGUUUUUGUGGCUUCGAUUCUCCGCGUCACCGUUAUGCGCCUCCAGGAAACACCGAAAUACCUUCUCAGUGUUGGUCGCGAUGCCGACUUGGUCCGGAACUAUCAGAAGCUUGCGCAGAAGUACAGCAGGUCUUGUUCCCUUACUCUCGAAAAGCUCGAAGCGUGCGGUCAAAUUAAGUCAGCCGGGCAGAAACGCAAUACCGUGGCAUUUGUCGGACGCGAGCUUGUGGCUCACGUAAAGGGUCUUUUCCUUACGAAGAAGAUGUCUCUGAGCACUGCAAUGGUGUGGCUAUCGUGGACGCUCAUCGGCCUUGCGUAUCCGCUAUUCUACGUUUUCCUGCCAUCUUACCUUGCCACGAGAGUACCUGACUCCAAGGAAACGCCGUUCGAGACCUGGCGCAACUACACGCUGACCAACAUCUCCGGUAUUCCUGGACCUAUCAUCGCCGGAUACCUCGCCAACCUCCCAGCUGUUGGUCGCAAGUACACCAUGGUUAUUGGAGCCCUGAUAUCAAUGGCGCUAUUCUUUGGCUACACGGCUGUCAGCACUGCUGAACAGAACGUGGGAAUCAGCUGUGCGAUCGCCUGCGGCAUUAACAUCUACUACGGAACGUUGUACGCGUACACAGUCGAGGUUUUCCCGUACAUCGCUGGACUUCAAGUCUUCAACAUGCUUCUUCCAUCUCUGAAAUCCAUUACCACUCUUGGCCUGGCGUUCUACGCCACAAUCUCCCUCGCAGUUCCCAAGGUUCAGCUUGGCACUGAAGUGCAGAAUCUUUACGAGGGAGAUACAAAUCCUGAACCUGACUUCGUACCGAGGCCCGUGCCAAACGCCCUGGUGGCGGCGGCGGCCGUCCCCGCCGGCCUCCGAAUGGCCGGCCGCCGCGAAAUGGCGGUCCACUUCCGCCACCUCGGAAUGGCCGUCCACCCCCGCCCCCUCGGAACGGCCGUCCACCACCACCGCCUCCAAACGGCCGUCCACCACCGCCGCCUCCGAACGGCCGUCCUCCCCCGCCGCCUCCGAACGGCCGUCCUCCUCGGCCCCCAAACGGCCGCCCUCCCCGUCCUCCCAGACGCCCACCCUAACCGAAGGCAUAAGAGGCAUUGA
Messenger RNA from Colletotrichum karsti, 1863 nucleotides. Its product is annotated as putative major facilitator superfamily transporter. Gene Ontology annotation, molecular function: transmembrane transporter activity. Gene Ontology annotation, biological process: transmembrane transport. The transcript is spliced from 9 exons. Lineage: Eukaryota; Fungi; Ascomycota; Sordariomycetes; Glomerellales; Glomerellaceae. The record is from RefSeq and is a predicted model, not a curated record. Bases 1 to 1863 code for a protein of 620 amino acids.